CCUGCCCAUCGGCUCUAGUGUGGAAACUGCGGCGAACCUGACCGCGAACGCUAGAGAGGCGGAGCGGAGAGGUGAUGUCACCGUCGCGGGGCGGAGGCGACGAUGUCUGCGAAGAGGCUCCACGCGGUGGAACGCCGGCAGCUGCGCCCAGAAUCAAUCUGAGUCCCCGCCACCGCCUUUCCCUCUUGUCCGCCCACUGCGCGUCCGGAGCAGAGAUGGCAGACGAUCUUGGAGACGAGUGGUGGGAGAACCAGCCGUCAGGAGCAGCCAGCAGCCCAGAAACAUCAGAUGGUGAAGAAGAAGGAGGAGACACAGAAAUGAUGCAGCAGGAGACAGCUCCAGUUCCUGCCCCAUCAAAGAAAACCAAACAGCCUAAAGAAUGUUUCCUGAUACAACCAAAGGAAACAAAAGAGGAGGCCACGAAGACCAGGAGGAGGAAAAAGAAGAAAAUUACUGAUGUUCUUGCAAAAUCAGAACGAAAACCAGGGACACCUGAAAACCUACAGAAGCUGAUGAAGGACUAUUAUAGCAGCAAUCGCUCAGUGAUUGAAUUAGAAGAACUGAACCUACCAGAUUCCUGUUUCCUCAAAGCCAAUGACUUGACUCACAGUCUUUCAUCCUACCUGAAAGAAAUCUGUCCUAAGUGGGCAAAGCUUCGGAAAAACCACAGUGAGAAGAAAUCGGUCCUGAUGCUGAUUAUCUGCAGCUCUGCGAUCCGAGCCCUGGAGCUCAUUAGGUCGAUGACUGCAUUCAAAGGAGACAGCAAAGUUAUGAAAUUAUUUGCAAAACAUAUAAAGAUCCAGGAGCAGGUAAAGUUGCUGGAGAAGCGUGUGGUUCACCUGGGCGUAGGAACUCCAGGGAGGAUCAAAGACCUCGUUAAACAAGGUGCCCUUAAUUUGAACCCCUUAAAGUUUCUGGUUUUUGACUGGAACUGGAGAGAUCAGAAGUUGAGGAGACUGGUGGACAUUCCCGAGAUAAGAAAGGAGGUUUUUGAACUUCUGGAAAUGGGAGUACUCAGUCUGUGCAAAUCAGAAUCUUUGAAGCUGGGCCUUUUCUAAGUUUGGGUCCAAAUGAAGAUCCCAUUUUUCACGGUGGAAUUUACAUCUCUAUUUAAUGACCCUGGCACAUUGGGCUCGCUCUCUAAAUAUCAGCUAUCAUUUUAUUAACUGCAUCACCAGAUGGAUCACUGAGAAUGUCUGACUUUGAGGAUUCUUUGACCGAAAUCAGUCUGUCUUUUUGCCAACGCCCUUCCUUGCAUAAUAAAGUAUCAGAGGUGGGUGUGAUUUUUGUUCAGCAGACUAAGUCUUUUUCUCACUGACUGGCCUCUGAUGUGAUUGUGCAGAAGGGAAAGGGCAGCAGGGCGACCUUAGGCAAGUCCCUUACCUCUCUAAGCCUCAAUUUCAUCAGCUGUGAAAUGGGAGUGAUCUCUCAUGGGACUGCUGAGGAUUCCAUGAGAUGGUACAUGUGGAACAGCUUUGUAAUCUGUGAAGCAUGGUCUUGGCUGAAAGGUAGCAGUGGUAGCGGUAUAAAGACUUACAAGUGUAAGAGAUACAUUUUAAGUGUGUAAAAGAAAACAAUGUAACUAUAGCUCUCUUACUCGUUUGCUUUUUUAAACUUUUAUAUUUUGCAAUAAUUUUAGACUUGAAGGACAGUUGCAAAAAUAGUACAAAAAAUUCCCAUACAGCUUUCACCUAGCUUCCCCCAAUGUUAACAUCUUACAUAACCAUAGUACAGUUAUCAAAACUACGAAAUCAACAUUGGUACAAUGCGAUUAACUAAACUACAGACUUUAUUUGUAUUUCACCUGUUUGUCCACUGAUGUCUUUUUCUAUUCAGGAUCCAAUCCAGGAUACCACGUACCUCCUUAGUUUUCUCAAAUCAAUGCCAGUUCCUCAGUGUUUCCUUGUCUUUCAUGACCUUGACACUUUUGAAGGGUAUUUUGUAGAAUGUUUCUCAAUUUGGGUUUGCCUAUUGUUUUCAUGAUAGAUUGAGGUUAUGCAUAUUUGGCCAAAAUACCACAGAAGAGCUAUGUCCUUCUUGAUGCAUCAUAUCCAGGGGUAAAAAUUAAUGUUAUGUCUUAUUAUUGGUUAUGUCCACCUUGAUGACUUGGUUAAGGUGGUAUCUGCCAGGAUUCUCCACUGUAAAGUCACUGUUUUUCCCUUUAGAAUAAAUAACUAUCUUGGGGUAUGUUAUGGGUUGAAUUGUGUCCCCAGAAAAGAUGUUGAAGUCCUAAUUUCCAACACCUGUGAACACGGUCUUUACGAAUGUAAAGUUAAGACAAGGCCACUAGGACAGACCCUAAUCCAACAUGAUUGGUGCCCUUAUAAGAAAACAAGAAGAG
Molecule: messenger RNA, 2341 nt
Organism: Trichechus manatus latirostris (Florida manatee)
Lineage: Eukaryota; Metazoa; Chordata; Mammalia; Sirenia; Trichechidae
Gene: CMSS1
Product: cms1 ribosomal small subunit homolog
Exons: 10
Coding region: 75-1058 (327 amino acids)
Cellular component (GO): nucleus; 90S preribosome
Source: RefSeq, a predicted model, not a curated record